Messenger RNA from Asterias rubens (European starfish), 1263 nucleotides. RefSeq names its product fibrinogen C domain-containing protein 1-A-like. The transcript has 9 exons. Lineage: Eukaryota; Metazoa; Echinodermata; Asteroidea; Forcipulatida; Asteriidae. The coding region runs from base 1 to 1263 and encodes 420 amino acids. The record is from RefSeq and is a predicted model, not a curated record.
AUGGAUUCUUACUGGACAUACGCUAUGUACGAUAGUUUUCAUGUAUCUGACGAGAAUGGCAAUUAUACCUUGACGGUUGAUACAUUCACCGGUGGAGCAGAAACAGGUGACUCGAUGAUAGAGCACAAUGGAAUGCCAUGGUCAACAUAUGACAAUGACAACGACAAUGCCGAGGGCAACUGCGCAGUGAUCUACCAUGGAGCGUGGUGCUUGUACUUUUUUACCCAGUCUCACGCUCAAGUACUCUCGCGUUCCUCUGGGUUUUCCCAAUCCGCUGGAUCCAACAUUGCUCUCAAGAACCAUCUACUUCGGAGUCUAAAACGAGUUAGAUCGCCUGCAAGAUGCUUGGCCAACUGCCUCCGCGAACCGGAAUGUGUUGCCGUGAAUUACAAGGAUGUAUCGGGUAUAUGCGAGCUGAUUGAUGGUACGAAGACCGAGUACCCCAGAGAUGUAAAGGAGGAGUCUGGAUGGAUGUACUACGAGCUGGAGACCAAGACAAAGGCAGCUCCUGUUCUCAUGGCAACCGAAGCAUCAACAACUAGAACUCUGACACAUGAGACACUGCACUCAACUACUGCUGAUCCAAGACCCAAGGAUUGCUGGGACCAUUUCCAGAAUGGGCAAAGAUCAAGCGGUAUCUACACCAUCUAUGUCAAAGGCAGGUCGGCGGGACUUGAUGUAUACUGCCAAAUGGACCAUUACGGUGGCGGAGGAUGGACGAAAAUCCAGAACCGUGAAGAUGGCAACGUUGAGUUUUAUCGUAGCUGGACCGAGUACAAAACUGGAUUUGGGAAUCUGUACGGGGAGUUUUGGUUGGGGUUGGAGAAUAUUCAUCUUUUGACGAGCCAAGAUGUCUAUCAACUUCGAGUAGUGCUCUUGUUUGAUAAUAAUUACUGGACAUAUGCUAUGUACGAUAGUUUCCAUGUAUCUGACGAGAAGGACAAUUACACCUUGACGAUUGGUACAUUUACCGGUGCCACACAAGCAGGUGACUCGAUGAUAGAGCACAAUGGAAUGCCAUGGUCAACAUAUGACAAUGACAACGACAAUGCCAAUGGCAACUGCGCAGUGAUCUACCAUGGAGCGUGGUGGUACAACGAUUGCCAAACCUCCAACUUAAACGGGCCCUAUCGGAGUUACAGAAACCUGGGUAUCAAUGAAAAAGGAGUUACUUGGGAAAGUUGGACUGGAAAUCGUUUUUCGUUAAGAGAUGUGGACAUGAAAAUAAAACCGCAGAGUGCCGGUCAUGAGGAUAUUUACUGA